Aedes aegypti (yellow fever mosquito) is the source of this 733-nucleotide messenger RNA. RefSeq lists its product as uncharacterized. The transcript has 2 exons. NCBI's taxonomy places the organism in Eukaryota, Metazoa, Arthropoda, Insecta, Diptera, Culicidae. The record is from RefSeq and is a predicted model, not a curated record. Bases 102 to 659 code for a protein of 185 amino acids.
UCCAUCGAAAAGCGAUCGGAAGUGGCUUCCAUGUUGGAAAGCCCUUAAAUAGCGGAUGCUCAACGGAACGCAACCUCAAAGGCGACCGUUACACACGUGCGAUGAUACGUUGGAUUAGGAAAAUCAUUCUCCUGACAGCCUUAGUCGGAUUGGUCUCGACAGAAGAAGAACAAAACUACGAAAUGCACUUCGACGGCAUGGAAACUAUCGACGGAUCGGAGAACUACUUCCACUACAACUACACCUUGGACAAAAAGUCCGAAACGGCCUUCUCCGUGUCCGGCUUCAUAACCCAACUGGUCACGCUGGACAACGGCUACAAACUGCAGUUCAAGCUGAGUCGUGCCCCCCUAGACUCGCCGGACCAGUACGAGGUCAUGCUGGGGCUGGAGAAGCCCCUCUGCGAGUAUAUGGCUUCGAUCUACAAGCUGUACCUCUACGAAUCGCUCAAGGACAUCAGCAACUUUCCGCACUACGACCAGUGUCCGCUGGAACCGACCGAGUAUUGGUUCAAGGAUUACUCGUUCGACGGCGAUGAGUACAAGUCGUUCCUGAAGGACGGCCACUACAAGAUUGAGAUGUACCUGAUCAAGGGCGACGAGAUGGUGGCCGGGGGGCUUUCCAAGAUGCGGGUGGAACCUGCCGGCAGUAAUCAGUAGGGUCUAGGCGAGUCCAGUGUAGUAUAAGAACAUAAGAAUAAAUAAAGAGGUUUUAUUGGUUAAAAAAUGUUUCA